Salvia hispanica is the source of this 1184-nucleotide messenger RNA. Its product is annotated as Peroxidase superfamily protein. Gene Ontology annotation, biological process: response to oxidative stress; hydrogen peroxide catabolic process. Gene Ontology annotation, molecular function: heme binding; peroxidase activity. The record is from RefSeq and is a predicted model, not a curated record. NCBI's taxonomy places the organism in Eukaryota, Viridiplantae, Streptophyta, Magnoliopsida, Lamiales, Lamiaceae.
CAAUCAUUCUCAUAGUAAUUAAUAUCUGUAGCAAAUACACAAUGGUUUCAAAAAUGAAGUAUUAUAUCAGCAUUCUUCUUGUUUUAGCCGGAAUUUAUCAGCUGGGAGCUGCUCUUGAUCCCCAUUACUAUGCCAAAACAUGCCCUGAAGCCGAAAGUAUCAUCUUCGAAGCUGUUCGCGACGCAUCAGCUCAUGAUCCUAAAGCCCCUGCUCGCUUACUCAGAAUGUUCUUUCAUGAUUGUUUCAUCAGGGGUUGUGAUGCAUCGGUGUUGGUGGAUUCGACCCCAAACAACAAAGCGGAGAAGGAUGGCCCUCCCAAUCUCUCACUGGCUGCAUUUUAUGUGAUAGAUGCCGCAAAAACAAAGCUAGAAAAAGCUUGCCCCAAAACAGUGUCUUGCGCUGAUAUAUUAGCCGUGGCAGCUAGAGACGUCGUCGCUCUGUCGGGAGGGCCCACGUGGAGGGUGGCAGCGGGGAGAAAAGACGGGAAAAUAUCGAGAGCAAACGAGACCAUAAAUCUGCCAUCGCCAUCAUCCAACACAUCGCAGCUGAUUCAAAGCUUCGCGCAGAGAGGGCUAUCGGCGAAAGAUCUGGUGGCGCUCUCCGGCGGGCACACGCUGGGGUUCUCGCACUGCUCCUCCUUCGAGGGCCGACUACGCAACUUCAGCGCCACCCACGACACCGACCCCACGCUGCACCCGCAGCUGGCGGCGGAGCUGAAGAGGAAGUGCCCCAAGCCCAACAGAGACCGGAAUGCGGGCCAGUUCCUGGACGCCACGUCAUCGAUCUUCGACAACAAUUACUACAGGAGGGUUGCGGGCGGGGAGGGCGUGUUCGUCUCCGAUCAGUCGCUUUUAGGGGAUUACAGGACGCGGUGGAUGGUGGAGGCGUUCGCCAGGGAUCAGGGCUUGUUUUUCAACGAGUUUGCGGAUUCCAUGAUUCGCCUUGGGAAUGUUGGAGUUGUUGAGACUGGACAAGUGAGACAGAAUUGCAGAAUUGUUCAUUGAGAACCCACGCUUUGCUUUAUUUUCUUCCUUCUUUGAUUUGUUUUGUUUUGAGUUGUGAGGUAACUCGUUUCGCGCCAUCCUACUCCUAUAAAUGUCAAAUUAAUGUAUUAAUAAAUCUCGUUAUACUGAUGCCCGCCCGCUCACAUAUAUAUAAUAAAUCACGUAUUAUUUCUUGCGAAA